Messenger RNA from Aspergillus fischeri NRRL 181, 1947 nucleotides. RefSeq lists its product as uncharacterized. Bases 1 to 1947 code for a protein of 648 amino acids. The record is from RefSeq and is a predicted model, not a curated record. NCBI's taxonomy places the organism in Eukaryota, Fungi, Ascomycota, Eurotiomycetes, Eurotiales, Aspergillaceae. The transcript has a single exon.
AUGAAUGUUACCUUUCCUCUACAAGGCUCUCUUCCCGCCAUCGCCAACCAUGUGACCGACUGGCUUCUAUGGCCGAUUCUUUUGAUAUUCAGGACUCUAACGGACAUCUUCACUUCCUUGUUACAAACUGUUGCAGCGACAGAUAUGUCUCGGAUAGGAGGCAACCUGGUGGAGAUUUCGGCCGUGUCCACCAUCAUAGGCGCCCCCAUAGCGGAAGCGUUGAUUCACGGUCUCAAGGCGGCGUGCGGCAUUGUCUGGGCUCCCAUGAGCUGUUUCGGGCAAAUUCAUGUUAUCAAAGCGUGUCUGUCUGCGUCGGUGCCAGACUCUUUGCGCGAAUCGAUGGGUCUCCGCAAUCAGUUCGUCGAUAAUGCCCUCGGAGUCCUCCUGCCAGUGAACCGGUUCCGACGAGCGCCCAGCCGUAUCGACUUCGGCGACGCGGGUGCCAUCGAGGUCGUUCCGCGCCGGCACUGGAUCGGUCGAUGGGCCCUGACAUGGAUAGGACGUACAAAUGGCUGGCCGAACCUUGCGCCUCUCGUCUCCCUGCAGCAGUGGAAGAGGCGGUCUGGCAUCAUGACAGCGCACGAGGCCACGCAAAUGGAUGCAAUUACUCGGAUCAAGGCGUCGGAGUCGCAUGAUGACGUCUACACAGCGCAUGCGAUUUACACAUUGGACAAAAAUGCUCAACUGGCGCUGGACACGGUGCCCGCGGCGGAGAGGGGGUCACCAAUUGACAUAUACCGUUUCAUUCCGGACCAAGGAGGACUUCCAUCGCCCUGGAGGGAUUGGUUAUGGCUUUUUCUUUCGCUGGUCAAGCUGAUAGAGGUUUUCACGCUUCGGAAAGUGGGUAGUCAAGGAGUCUGGGCGUGGACGAUGGCAGGCUGGGCUCAUGCAUUUGUUGCUGCUGUCCUCCUGCAGGUGACCGGUCUGGGCCGCGACAGUCCUUUCAAGCGGACAAGACACCUGGUGGCGGGUAUCCUACCGUCGCCGCUUCGUAUGGGCGAGCAAGGAAAGAUUGUCUUGGGGAUCCCUGCCAACAUACGGCGUCAUACGCUGUGGCGAAUCGUGCUGGCAGUGGGGAUUGCCGUCAACCUGGCGGGUUUGCUGGGUACAUUUAUUCGACUGGACGGUGAGCCGACCGAAGCGCUGUACUUCUGGAUCGGAUUCCAGAUUUUAUGGCUCGUUAUGCGGACCAUUGUCUACUAUUUUGCCGCAGGAGGAACAGCCAUCCAGCAAGGAAUCAUGUCGUGUCGCCGGUGGAAUGAGGCGCCACCAGAAGACCGGCAGCAGGUCUCGUUGCUUCUCAAUGAGCUGGCAAGCCAUCAAGCCUCGACUCAUCCACGGGGAUUCCAUGCGUACCUGUUCGACUGCAUGUCCUUUGAGCAGCUUCGCCAACUCUUUGUUCGAGUGGACUGGACAUUGAGUCCAAAGCUUCCUCCGUUUCCAGCUGAGAUACGGCUGGAUAGAAUCACCGUUCAUGCUGUUACUGGUGAUCCCAUGAUCCGGAGUGCCGUCUGGCUACAGGGGGUGGCUCUGGAUAAUUCUGAGCUGUACGACUCCUGCAUUACGUUCGUCGAUCUUUCAUCCGGAGCCAAGCAGGGGUACUUGAUGGCUGUUCCCUGUGUGCGAGUGUUUUCCUGUCACUGCGGGAGUAAAGAAGGCCACGACCGUGGGAACAGUCACCCCGAUUGCGGCAACAUUGAGUGGUGGCAUUUCUUCCCAGUCGAUAUACAGAACCGUGCCGGUGGUCGUUGGCUAGUUGCGCAUGGCAAGAAAGGGGUUGGAUCACUGGAGGCAGAGAUUCUGGAUGAAGACGAGCUCGAUCGGAGACUCUUUAUAGGCUGGUGGAAGAUUAGCAUCACGGGGAUCAGAGGCUUACGAAAGACAUGGGAAGUCUCGGUGCAGGCUGCAGAGAUCACAUUGUCUUUUACACGGGGGAUCACAGAAUGA